Cynara cardunculus var. scolymus (artichoke) is the source of this 2666-nucleotide messenger RNA. Its product is annotated as zinc finger CCCH domain-containing protein 13. Lineage: Eukaryota; Viridiplantae; Streptophyta; Magnoliopsida; Asterales; Asteraceae. Bases 98 to 2491 code for a protein of 797 amino acids. The transcript has 11 exons. The record is from RefSeq and is a predicted model, not a curated record.
CCAAAUUAUUCAAACCCUAAUCCCCAAAUCCACCCACAACAACAUCAUCACCACAUACGCUUCCCGUCAUUCGCCCUAGGCGAUUUUGAGGGGCAGUAUGAGUGGUACGCCUAAUAAGAGGGUGCAUGAGGAUAGUGGAGGUCAUUCCUCCCUUUCAAGGUAUUCCCAUAUGCAGGAUGAUUCUGGAACUUACUCUGGUAUGGGGGGCGCAAACUCCAAGCUAACAAAUCCACCAGCUCCCAGUGAUUAUCAUGCCACAUCCUUUGACAUUGGGCAGGAUGCCCGCAUGCCUAAAGUCCCCCGAACUGAACCUCGGGAAAUGGAUACUAGAAGAUCACCUUAUUAUCGCUUGCUGCCAUCAUCCUUGAUUAACUCCCAGUCUGAUCAUGCUGUCAACCCUGAGGACAGGGUUGAAUUGAGAGAUUCUAGGGACAAUAACGUCAGAGAUCUCAAAGUUGAGAGCCAUGACGUGAAGGCAGAAUCAAAAGAUCCGUAUCAAGGUGCUAAAAGUGAUAAAGAUGUUAGGUAUGUUAACAGAGGGGAUGAUCAUAAAGACACAAAGUAUGAGAGAGAUACUUAUUCAGAUUAUAGAAACGAGCUGAAAACAGAUAAGGAUGCCUACAAUCCAGUGAGUAGUCACUUAAACUGGAAAGAAUCAAAAGAGCACCACAGGGCAUGGAAGUAUCCUGAUACAUCUGGUGGAAACUUGGAUUCAUGGCAUGUGUCACGCAGUAAUGUGCAUGGACAAGUGGAGAUUGCAAGAGAAAGCUUGGCCAUAGAAGAGAAGGAUUACACUGAAGCUCACGAGGCUGUUUGUGAGAACAAGGUUGACGUGAAAGGAGAGGAUAGGAUCAAAGAGAGAGAUAGGAAAAGGAAAGAUGGGAAACACCGCGAAUGGGGAGAAAAUAACAAAGAGAGAACCGAAGGUAGGAAUAACUUGCAAGUAGGUAACGUCAAUAAUGAGAUGAAAGAUCCAACAAAGGAAGAAAGAGAAACUGAGAAGUGGGAGAAAGAGAGGAAAGAUCUAUCAAAGGACAAGGAUAAACUGAGAGAUAAGGAAAAAGAUCAUACUAAGAGGGACUCGUGGAUUGUCAAUGAGAAAGAAGGUUUGCAGAAUGAGAAGGAAGAUGUGGAUGUAUCAUCCAGAGCUCUGGAGCAGGAAAAUUUAUCAUCAGAUCAGAGGAAACAGAAAAAUACCGAUAGCUGGAAGGACUUGGAUAAAGAAUCUAAAGAUAGGAGGAUAGAGAGAGAUGCUGAUAUUGAAGGGGAGAGAUCUGAAAGACGCAAUAAAGGCUUUGAUAAAGACUCGGAUGACGGGGGCGUGGAUGUGGAAGGGAGUGCCGACAGAGAAAGGGAAGUUUUUAAUUAUGGUGUUCAGCAGCGGAAAAGGAUGCUUCGACCUAGGGGUAGUCCACAGGUUGCAAAUCGAGAUCCCCGCUUUAGAUCUCGUCCUCAAGACAAUGACGGGUCUAUAGGAAAACCGGAUGUGUCAACUGUCGUAUACAGAGUUGGUGAAUGUAUGCAAGAAUUGAUAAAACUAUGGAAGGAGUAUGAAUCAUCUGUACCUGAUAAAACGCCUGAAAGCUCACAAAGCGGUCCUACUCUUGAAAUCCGUAUUCCGGCUGAGCAUGUUUCUGCUACAAAUCGCCAAGUUAAAGGUGGCCAGUUAUGGGGCACAGACAUAUACACUGAUGAUUCUGAUCUUGUUGCCGUUCUAAUGCACACAGGCUACUGUCGCCCAACUGCUUCUCCUCCUCCACCUGCUAUUCAGGAGUUACGUGCUACCGUCAGGGUUCUUCCUCCGCAAGAUUGUUAUGUUUCUACACUGCGGAACAAUGUUCGUUCUCGUGCAUGGGGGGCUGCUAUUGGUUGCAGUUUUCGUGUAGAGCGAUGUUACAUCGUCAAGAAAGGUGGCGGGACAAUUGAUCUUGAACCUUGUCUUACACAUACAUCCACUGUGGAGCCUACUCUUGCUCCUGUGGUUGUGGAACGCACAAUGACUACUAGAGCUGCAGCUUCGAAUGCGCUUCGUCAACAAAGAUUUGUGCGUGAAGUAACAUUACAAUACAACCUUUGCAAUGAACCUUGGAUCAAGUAUAGCAUAAGUGCGAUAGCGGACAAAGGUCUGAAGAAGCCUCAAUUUACGUCUGCAAGAUUGAAAAAGGGAGAAGUUGUCUACUUGGAAAGCCGUAGACGUAGGUAUGAGCUUUGCUACAACGGAGAGAAGAUGGUGGAGACAGUAAUUGCAAAUGGAGGUGGUGGGGAUAGCGAUGGUAAUAGCAAUUUGAUGGAUGUAUUCCGAUGGUCUGAAUGUAAGAAGGCGCUUCCUCAGACAGUGAUGCGGUCGAUUGGGAUCCCGUUGCCACCAGAACAUCUACAGGUGCUGGAAGAGAAUCUUGACUGGGAGGACAUCCAAUGGUCACAGACAGGUGUUUGGAUAUCUGGAAAGGAGUAUCCUCUUUCCAGGGUCCAUUUUCUAUCCCCAGUCUAAAGAUAUCAUCACACUUUGAUGUUAUUAUUAUUAUGUGGUGUUUGUUUGUUUACAAAUAAGACUUGCUACUAGUGUUGCUUUCCUUAUUUUAUUUUUAAACACAAGUCAAGUCACCACCACUUUGUUUUAUCUUGUUUACCUACUUCAAAUUCCAAUUCCAAUUAUACCUUUAAUC